Molecule: messenger RNA, 2479 nt
Organism: Puntigrus tetrazona (Sumatra barb)
Lineage: Eukaryota; Metazoa; Chordata; Actinopteri; Cypriniformes; Cyprinidae
Exons: 10
Coding region: 393-1739 (448 amino acids)
Source: RefSeq, a predicted model, not a curated record
UAAGAUUAGCACCUCGGCCGGUGAGGACAGGGGCAGUGGCCCUCGACACCGGGCCACCCCCCUGUGCAUGGUCCUGGUGGGAAACACAUCCUUCUCACACAACAACAGACAUCUUAUUGCUCAUUCUAACAGAGGAGAGAGAGAAAUUAGGAGCUGGCAGACAGAUUUGAAACAUGCUGCUGAUCAAAGUCAGAUAUCUGGACUCCAGGAAAUUUAUCAGGCUUCAGGAUGGAUUCACUUUUGCUGACUUUGCUAACGAAGUAGGUUUGGCCUACCACCUGAGACAAAUCUACACAUUUAUGAUGACACUGAAACUGAGAUAGACGAGGACAUUUUACAAGAUUUUCUCAACGCGAGACCUGAUACAUCGCUCAUUAUUGUUAGAAGAGAGAAUGAAGAAAUGUUAUCAGAUGCAACAAGCUGCUCUUGGAGUGACAUUUUGUCACUUAGUCAUUCAUCAUGUGAACUUGACCAAAUGCCAGAACGCCCUUACAAGAAACCUAAGACGGACGAUGCAGCAUCUGAGGCAAAAGAGGUUACUUGUUCAUUUAAAUGAAAUGGUUCAUAGUGCCCUAAAGCAGACAAGUGGAGGAGAUGCUGUCCUUGCCGAAUAUGGUUCCAAAAAUACGCUUUCAAGUGAAAUGAGACGAGUCCUAGUCAACAUUGUGGUCGGACAUAUGGUGGAAAGGCAUGGGACGAUUCCUUCAAGGAACCAGAAGGAGAAGUAUGCUCUAGGGGUUGUGACUCUUUUCCCAUCACUUAAAGAUCCGUUUUCAAAAAAAGGCUAUGAACAUUUUUAUGACGCAGACGGUGGAACUGGAUAUAUUGCAUGGCGAUUGAAGACUGUUCAGAGGAACACCAAGAAACGAAAUAAGCCUAGAAUCUCCAAAAGAAGUGAGACUGGUUUGAGUGGACCUUCUUGGAACAGAUGUUCCAGCUCCGAGCAGCAGGAUGAGGAUACUUUAAGAGAGGCAAUUGCCUUUCUUACUCAAUCCACAGAUGAAACACAGAUCAUACCCAAAAUGAGGGAGACUUUUCACUAUAGGCAUAGUCUUGUUCAUGACCCAAACAAGACAACAGACAUUCUGAAGACCUUUCCUACCUUUCUAAACACUAAAGGACUUGUGAAUCAAGACUUCUCACUACUCUUCAGUUCUGAAACAUCGUCCAAGUUGCUUGAAAUGUGGGACACCACUUUUAAGGCAAGAAUCAUCGAAGAAGCCAUAGGCUUGACUUUAAACGCUGUUGUGCGUUCGCUUCUUCUGUCAGCAAAUAACCAGAGAGAAAGCGAACACUGUUCUGACUGGGACAGUGACAUGGCAACAUUGCUUUUGCUGCUCCAUCUACUUCCACCAACACCUGGAAAGAAAGUUUCAAAAAUCAGUGCAUCAGAUGCCAUAAACAGGCUUGUGGUGUAUCAGAAGUCUCGCACCAGCCUUGAACAACAUCUUCAGCAACGAGAAGGAAGACAGCCAUACCUCCUUGCUGUUGGACGAAACCGCAAGCAGAUCGAACACUUCUACAUAGUUCUGGAUAAGAAUCUCAUCCCCUGUCAGUCGGAUACUUCCCUCGGUGCAUUCGAUGAGCUAUUCAAAGCACACUUUGUUUUUAAUUUAACGUACGAUGAGGCACUCCUUCAUUUUUACACUUUCAUUCAGACAACCAUCUACAUGGUCGACGUAGGGAAAACCAAGGAGUCGCCUAGAGUCAAGGAGUUGAGAGCAAAAUUACUGAAUUAGCCAUGGACGGUUUAAACGCAAAUCGUAUUUUGUGACUGAGUAGCAACAGUUUGGAUCUGAAUUACAUUCAAACUCUUGUCUUGUUAGGAACUACCCAUUAUUACAAUUAUUUAUUGGGUUAUUGUGCCACAAGAUGAUCGAAACUGGAAUUUGUUGUAAAUAAUCAACGUUGUCUGUUCUCCAGGGGUUUCUUAUGGAAUGGCUGUGUCUCUUAGACCUCUAAUCAAAGUAUAAAACUGGAAAGAGCCAGAAUAAAAAGAAAGUCGUUAUUUAUUGUUUUGUCUGAAUCGAAAAGUUUUUAUUUGGACUGUCUUCAAAAUCCUGACAAUAUAAAAGUGAUGUGCAGCUUUUGGAAAUUAUUCAUCCAGUGUUAUUGUUUAUAAUACAUAUUUUGUAGAUAAUUUUGUAGAUAUUAGCAUUUUUGAAUAAAUUGCAACUUUUCUUAAUUAUAAAGAAAAUCAUAAAAAAUUUUGCAAGCGUGCAUUUAAAUAAAUAAUUAACAAUACAAUUAUUUUCAUUCAUAUAUUUCUAAAAGCAUAGGACCUUCAUUAAUUUUGUUACCGAAAAACCAUGGUUGUGUUCGAAAUGCCAUUCUGUCAUACUACUCUUACUAUUUCUGCAAUAUCCAGUAUAUAUGCUGUAUAUAGUACGCUAAUUUUCUAAUAUGCAGUAUGCUGUAUGUUUAAUUUGAAUAGUAUGUUAUUUUGUUUGGAUGCAUAAAAUGCCCGUAUGACCUGCUA